UCUUCUGAAAAAUUCUGUGCUCCUGUUUUUCUGUUUUUCUCAGUCAGCAUCAUGAUGUAGCGGUCAGAGCUGAUGGUAUGCCCAGGUUCCAGGAAAUCCCAAACAGCGGCAACUCGCUUUGCGCUCUUCCCUAACUCCAGCGUGCUUGCACCACAAACGUACUGCAUGCAAGACCCAGAGGUGAUCAAAAUAAAUGGAAGCACAGUGAAGUCUGAGAAAAGCGCAGGGUGGAAAGGUCUCUCCAGAAGAUCACUAUCCAGGCUGCCAUGUGAAACAAGCACAGAAGGUACUCAGCCUAAGCCCCAGCUCUUCUAAAGCUCUUUGACUUCAGUAAGAUUAAUCUAAUAUUCACCGACAGAAUAUCGGACUCAAAGAUUAGAGGCAAGAAAAGCUUCAUUCACAAAGGGAAAUGCAAUACUCCCCGCUCAGGUGAGUGAAGGGAGAAAGAGAAAAGAGGGGUAAAAAGAAAGCACUCAUUACACUAGCAAAUCUGUCUGUUAAAAUUGCUUGCAGUUACUUUCAUGACAUGUCCCACUCCAGCUCCUAAGCCAAUACCGGCAUUUCCUACAAUAUAAAAACUUCACAAACGUCUUCAGAAAAUCUUUGUUUCACCAAACCUUCUUUUUUCCAUAGAAGCCUUCACUGACUCACUGGCUACGAACCGCUUUCUUUUUUCUUUAGACACAGAUGCCAUUUAUAACACUGAGGAUUCUAGGUGCUCUUUGCAUUUUUGCUGAAUUUGGAGCUACCACAAUGCGCCAGGACAUCGAAGGUUCUUGUCCCCUGCGUGCACUACAGGAGAUAAACCAAAGGCAGCCAGCUACUCUGGGCUAGAUUGCAGUCGUUUCCGUGUACGGUGACAAGGCUUAACAUGCUUCCACUGAAAGGCACACAGAAAAGACGACAAGAGAUUGCAUCUGUGACAGAUCCUCCCCUCUUGCACAUCCAUGUACAAUAGCAGUGAAGUUCCUUAUUUCUAGCGCAACAGCAGGCUGCAGUGUCUGUUCUAUUUAUGGCCAGCAGGUACUGUUUUACUCACAGACAAAAUCCCUAGCUGCUGCUAACAAAGUUCAUCAAGUCACACCACAGAAAAAGGAUGUAGGUUGCUCCGAAAGUAACGCCACCUAUUUACUUGCAUGGAAACAACAGAUGCGAAGAGCACAAGAACACUGUACCAGGCAGAAGCAUCAGCGCAGCACCCCUCGGGGCCUCGCCGGGCUCCCCCACCCAGCCCAAGACAUGGGGGGCCUGCGAGGUGGGCGGGUCCGCACACCCUUCUGUGACACAGCGGGGCAUUACAGUGAGGCUCAGCUGUAAGUCCCUCUCCCCAGCGAGGCCUGGGAAGUGCCAGGGCUGCUCUUGCCAGUGCCGCUCUGCUCCGCAGGAGCUGCUCUGCCGGCAGGAGAAGGCCAAGGGAGCCUGUGCGAGAGAGUGAGACGCUGCUUGCCAAGAGGCAGGGAGCAGGAGCAAGGGAGCGAGCACUUCUUCCCCAACUGCUGAACAGCAUGUUGACUGGGGUGUUCAGAUACCUGCUCUUAACACCCUUGAACCCCGAGGAGGUUUCGCUACUGAAGGACCUCACCACCUCAGAAAUCUGCAAAGUGUGGGAAGCCACUUCAAAAUACAUUCGGAGGCAGCUGCUGGAGAAGCGGGCGGUGGAUAUUGGAAUCGGGAGCUUUGCAGUUGUGCCAACUCGAGCCGCUGCUGGACAGGAUGGGGCUCUGGAAGUAGACACACCCGUUUUCCAGCUGAACCAACACGUCCAGACAUUUUACAACCUCAAGGAUUCUAAGACCAAAAUUCCUUCCGAGAUAUUCGAACAUCCGCUGAACUUCGAGGAGAUUGCUCAAACCAUCUACUUCCGCCCGCCAAUCGUAGAGCAGUGCAUCCAUGAGACCCUGCUCUUCUUUGCCGAGGCCCUCCGAGGAAAGAAGGAAGUGGACUUCUUGUUCAGGAGGCUUGGCAUUCUUUCUCUGAGAGGGCGACAGGUCACCAUGAACUUCUUUGACGACUGCGCCCUGGAGCUGGAUGCGACGGGCAACAUGCUGCCAGCUCUUCUCGGGGACUCCGAGAUGAUGAACAUGAUUGCCUUUCGAGGCAAAAGCAAAUUCACUCGACGCAGCGUGGACGGCUGCAUCGUGCUGCCAAGGCUUCAAGUUGAGGGCUCAAAGACUUGCCAAGAAACGACAUCCGUCAAGCCCCAGAGAGAGCUGCAGCCGUGGGUCGGGGGUGCCCGAAGAGUGAGUGUGUACGAUCCGGUGAUGCUGGCUCGGCGCAGGGUAUCUCAAGUGGUGAGGGUAGAGAAGAAGCAGAAAGAGGAGGAGAAGAAAAAGCAAAGAGUCCGAUUCAGGUUCCUGCCACAGCUUGAGCAGAUGUACAUGGAAGAGCUGAAGCAGCCAAAACCUCCAGCUCAGCCGGGGCCCUCCGCCAGUGCCCAGCAGGCCUCCAAAAUGGCAGCGCGCUCGGUGCGCGCUCAGAUCGAAGAGAGACGGCUCCGCGUGCUGAUGGCCUCCAAGCGCAAGGAGGUCAAAGCCGAAAUCCAGAGCCAGUGCAGGGAGUGCACACGGCGGCAGAGCGCGGAGAGAAGCCAGGUACAGUGUGCAUUGACAGCCCUCAGGGACAG
Numida meleagris (helmeted guineafowl) is the source of this 2623-nucleotide messenger RNA. Its product is annotated as coiled-coil domain-containing protein 81-like. NCBI's taxonomy places the organism in Eukaryota, Metazoa, Chordata, Aves, Galliformes, Numididae. Gene Ontology annotation, cellular component: centrosome. The transcript is spliced from 9 exons. The annotation marks the transcript as partial. The record is from RefSeq and is a predicted model, not a curated record.